CUCCAUGAGACCAUUCGUGUGAAAAGCGGAGCCUGGGAUGACAACAGUGUUUUUAUCUACACGACAUUAAAUCACAUCAAAUACUGCCUUCCUAAUGGAGAUGGUGGGAUAAUAAAGACACUGGAUGUCCCUAUUUACAUCACUAAGGUUUCUGGAAACACCAUCUUCUGCUUGGAUCGGGAUGGGAAGAAAAGAACCAUAGUUGUUGAUGCCACUGAAUAUAUUUUUAAACUUUCCCUGUGGAAGAAAAAAUAUGACCAUGUUAUGAACAUGAUAAAGACUUCGCAGCUUUGUGGGCAGGCUGUGAUUGCUUAUCUCCGGCAAAAAGGCUUUCCUGAGGUUGCCCUCCAUUUUGUGAAUGAUGAGAGAAUUCGAUUCAAUUUGGCUUUAGAGAGUGGGAACAUUCAAAUUGCUGUUGCAUCAGCUUCAGCAAUUGAUGAGAAAGAUUACUGGUAUCGUUUAGGGGUUGAGGCUCUUCGUCAGGGUAAUACUGGGAUAGUGGAGUAUGCGUAUCAGAGGACAAAAAAUUUCGAGAGAUUGUCUUUCCUAUAUCUCAUCACGGGUAACACGGAGAAACUUUCUAAAAUGCUGAAAAUUGCUGAAGUAAAGAAUGAUGUGAUGGGCCAGUUUCACAAUGCCUUAUAUAUGGGUGAUGUCCGACAACGGGUUAAAAUCUUGGAGAAUGCGGGUCAUUUGCCUCUGGCUUACAUCACUGCAUCAGUCCAUGGGCUUCAUGAUGUUGCUGAACGGCUUGCAGCUGAACUUGGGGACAACAUUCCAUCUUUGCCUGGGGGAAAAGUACCAUCUCUUUUAAUGCCACCUUCACCUCUCACGUGUGCUGGUGAUUGGCCCCUUCUUAGGGUCAUGCGAGGCAUAUUUGAUGGCGGGCUUGACAGCAUGAAACAGGGUGUUACUGAUGAAGAAUAUGAGGCAGCUGAUGCUGAUUGGGGUGAGGAGCUUGACAUGGUUGAGGUGGAUGACUUACAAAAUGGGGAAGUUGCUGCAAUUUUGGAGGAUGGGGAAGUGGCAGAUGAAAGUGAAGAGGGUGGAUGGGAGUUGGAAGAUUUAGAACUGCCCCCUGAAGCUGACACCCCAAAAGCUUCAGUUGGUACAAGAUCUGUUUUCGUGGCCCCAACCCCUGGUAUGCCUGUAAGUCAGAUAUGGAUUCAGAAAUCAUCUCUCGCGGCAGAUCAUGCAGCUGCUGGCAACUUUGAUACUGCAAUGCGGUUACUGAACCGUCAACUAGGGAUAACAAACUUUGCACCCUUGAGACCCACGUUUCUUGAUCUUAAUACUGGCAGCCAUUCCUAUCUGCGUGCAUUUUCAUCUGCUCCGGUGAUAUCUUUUGCCAUUGAAAGAGGUUGGACUGAGUCAUCAAGUGCAAAUGUAAGAGGCCUGCCAGCAUUGCCUGUCAGACUUUCUCAAUUGGAUGAAAGGCUCAGAGCUGGUUAUAAGUCAACAACUUCUGGGAAAUUUACCGAGGCUCUUAGGGCAUUCAUCAGUAUUCUUCAUGCUAUUCCCUUGAUUGUAGUUGAGUCAAGGAGAGAAGUGGAUGAGGUGAAGGAAUUGAUUAUCGUAGUCAAAGAGUAUGUUUUGGGUCUGCAGAUGGAGUUGAAGAGAAGAGAAAUGAAGGACAAUCUAGUUCGGCAGCAGGAGCUUGCAGCAUACUUCACUCACUGCAACCUUCAAACCCCACAUUUGAGGCUAGCUUUGUUGAAUGCAAUGACUGUCUGCUACAAGGCAAAAAACCUUGCCUCGGCUGCUAACUUUGCCAGGAGGCUACUUGAGACUAAUCCUACUGUUGAAACCCAAGCCAAGACAGCAAGACAAGUGCUUGCUGCUGCAGAAAGGAAUAUGACUGAUGCCACACAGUUGAACUAUGAUUUCAGAAACCCAUUUGUCGUUUGUGGUGCAACUUAUGUGCCCAUUUAUCGAGGACAAAAGGAUGUCUCUUGCCCUUACUGCACUUCUCGUUUUGUGCCAAGUCAAGAGGGACAGCUAUGUUCUGUGUGUGAUCUUGCCACGGUUGGGGCAGAUGCUUCUGGAUUGUUAUGUUCGCCUUCUCAGAUACGUUGAAUGUGCAUCUAGACCAGAAAAAAUGUUCUCCCCAAUUUGUUCCAGGUAAAUUUUCUGCAGCAAUUCCAGUGCUUUUAAUCAAUUAAAAUUUCCUGCUAGAACCUAGAAAUAGUAUGGAAGAAUGGAUGCUUCCAAGUGAGUCUCCGUUUUUUUGUUUCCCUUUUCCUUUCCCGUUUUAUAUACUUGAAAUUAUUUUCAAUUUGAUAUACCUAAUUCAUAGUUUAGGGAUGUUAGUAUUUUAUACACUAGAAAUUGAGAGUGUGUGGUUGUAUCACUAUCAGAUGAUGGUAAAAUAUAUGUUGAAACAGUCAGGCUUCAUUUUGUUGGUUAUAAAAGAGAGUACUGUUUAUCUAUAGUUAAGCAGCUCUUCCUUCUGUUAUUUGGCUGUAUUUGUGACUUCGUGAAACUUAUUGAGCAUUAGUAAAUUUUGUCAUCCCCUUGAAUUUGCGGAAUAGGAAUGCUGGUUGUAAUCU
This is a messenger RNA of Cajanus cajan (pigeon pea), 2549 nucleotides long. The record is from RefSeq and is a predicted model, not a curated record. Lineage: Eukaryota; Viridiplantae; Streptophyta; Magnoliopsida; Fabales; Fabaceae.